Molecule: messenger RNA, 924 nt
Organism: Gastrolobium bilobum
Lineage: Eukaryota; Viridiplantae; Streptophyta; Magnoliopsida; Fabales; Fabaceae
Exons: 1
Coding region: 1-924 (307 amino acids)
Source: RefSeq, a predicted model, not a curated record
AUGUUUUAUUCAGCAGGAUUGCCAUUCACUUUAGCAAGGAACCCAUACUUUCAAGCAGCCUUCACUUUUGCAGCGGAUUAUAAUAUUGGAGGUUAUUUGCCACCAGGAUAUAAUUCAUUGCGAACCACUCUUUUGCAGAAAGAGAAGGAAAAUAUUGAUAGGUUGUGUGCACCUAUUCGAGCUGGGUGGAAAGACAAGGGUGUUAGUAUUGUGAGUGAUGGAUGGAGUGAUUCACAAAGGAGGCCACUUAUUAAUUUCAUGGCAGUAUCUGAUGGUGAAGCUAUGUUUUUGAAAUCAGUUGAUUGUUCAGGAGAGACUAAGGAUAAGCAUUUUAUUAGGAUGUUGUUAAAAGAAGUAAUUCAAGAAGUUGGGCAUGAAAAAGUGGUUCAAGUAAUCAUGGAUAAUGCUGCAAAUUGUAAGGGAGCAGGGCAUCUUAUUGAGCAAGAAUUUCCAUCUAUUACUUGGACACCAUGUGUUGUUCACACACUGAAUUUAGCUGUGAAAAAUAUUUGUGCUGCAAAAAAUGUGGAGAAUAAUCAAAUAGCAUAUGAGGAAUGUAGUUGGAUUUCUGAUAUUGUUGGAGAUGUUUCUGCAAUAAAGAACUUCAUAAUGAAUCAUUCUAUGAGACUGUCAAUGUUUAAUGAGUUUGUGGGAUUGAAGUUGCUUUCUAUAGCUGAAACCCGCUUUGCUUCCAUGAUUGUGAUGCUAAAGAGGUUCAAAUUGAUAAAAUGUGGUCUCCAAAAUAUGGUAAUCAGUGAAAAAUGGAGUUUGUAUAAAGAUGAUAAUCUAGGACGGGCAAGAAUGGUUAAAGAUAAGAUUUUGGAUGAUCUUUGGUGGGAUUCAACUGAUUAUAUACUUGCUUUCACUGCUCCUAUUUAUAAUAUGAUCAGGAUUUGUGACACUGAUAAACUGUUGCGGAUCUAG